CCUCAAUUAUAACAACAAAUUCAAAUUUUUAACUCUCUAACGGCUACAUUUCUCUCUCUCCACCCUCUUUCUGCUUCUUCUCUCGUCUGCUCCUCCUUCUCUGUCGCUGCCUUGCCCAAAACCCUCUCUCUCUCUCUCUUUCUGUGUGUGUUGUCUGUAGAAUUUCCACAAUGAAGCAUUUUAUGCAGCCAAGAAACACGAUCUUGAGAGAAGCACACGCCAAUGGUGAGUCGCCAUCACAGUCGCCGAACCCUAGCUCUAACAAAUCGAAGCCAUCGCCACCGCCGUCUUCUUCUCGGAGGCAAAUGGUUUCUAAAGAAAACGCUCCGCCGUCAGAUCUGAACUCUAUGCCACCGCCGCCAGAUCAGAAACCCUCACAGUCCCCUGCUACCAAGAUGAAGUGUUCGUUACCGCCUAGGCCUCCGUCCUCUAACCCUCUAAAGCGCAAACUCUGCAUGGAAACUUUUCCGGAGAAUGCUCUCCCAGAUUCUGGCGUUAAGAUUAUUGUGCGCAUGCGGCCAUUAAACAAGGAUGAAGAGGAGGGGGAAACAAUAAUUCAAAAAGUAUCUGAUGAUUCUUUGUCAAUCAAUGGCCAGACCUUCACAUUUGACUCAGUUGCUGAUGCACAAUCGACACAGCUAGACAUUUUCAAUCUUGUUGGGGCGCCUCUUGUUGAAAAUUGUCUUGCUGGAUUUAACAGUUCAGUAUUUGCUUAUGGACAGACGGGAAGUGGAAAGACCUACACUAUGUGGGGACCAGCAAAUGCCCUCCUGGAAGAAAACUUAUCCAGCGAUCAACAAGGUUUAACUCCCCGUGUCUUCCAAAGACUCUUUGCCCGCAUAAAUGAGGAGCAAAUUAAACACGCUGACAAACAACUCAAGUAUCAAUGUCGCUGCUCUUUCCUUGAGAUUUAUAAUGAGCAAAUAACUGAUUUGUUGGAUCCAAACCAACGAAACCUCCAGAUAAGGGAAGAUGUGAAAUCUGGAGUCUAUGUUGAAAAUCUAAGAGAGGAAUAUGUAUUUACCAUGAAAGAUGUCACUCAGCUUCUAAUGAAGGGUUUGUCCAACCGCAGGACUGGUGCAACCAGUAUAAAUGCUGAGAGUUCUCGUUCACAUAGUGUUUUCACUUGUCUUGUGGAAUCUCGAUGCAAGAGCAUGUCAGAUGGUAUAAGCAGCUUAAAAACAAGUAGAAUAAAUCUUGUUGAUCUAGCUGGGUCCGAACGACAAAAGUUAACAGGUGCUGCAGGGGAACGUUUGAAGGAAGCAGGGAAUAUAAAUCGAUCUCUGUCACAGCUUGGGAACUUAAUAAACAUUCUUGCUGAAGUUUCCCAAACAGGAAAGCAAAGGCAUAUUCCUUAUAGAGACUCCAGGUUGACAUUUCUGUUGCAAGAUUCUCUUGGUGGCAAUGCAAAAUUAGCAAUGGUGUGUGCUGUUUCUCUUGCAAAAAGUUGUAAGAGUGAGACUUUCAGUACAUUGAGGUUUGCGCAGCGUGCAAAGGCAAUUAAGAACAAGGCAGUUGUUAAUGAAGAGAUGGAGGAUGACGUGAAUCACUUGCGAGAAGUAAUCCGGCAGCUGCGGGAUGAAUUACAUCGAGUGAAGGCGAAUAGCAACAAUCCAACAGGUUGGGAUCCUCGAAAAAGUUUGAACAUAUUGAAAAGCCUUAUUCAUCCACAUCAACGACUAACUCAAGUAGAUGAGGAUGGUGAUGAGGAGAUGGAAAUUGAUGAGGAAGCUGUUGAAAAUCUUUGCAAUGAAGUAGGACUGCAACCAGCCGGGACCAAAGGUUGCAGUAGCAUUAACAAGGAACAAAGUGCUGUUGCAGAUGUUGAGAUGGAAGAAGGAACAGUUGAACAAGAUGAGAAACAUGAAAAUGUUAAGAUUGUUGAUUGUGCUGAACCUGUUAGAAAUGCCCAAGGUUGUUCCGAUGUUAAUGACAAGGAACCAGUCCAUCUACUCAUUCACACACUCGAUGAGGAUCCUUCUAGAAAGCCCUGCAAUAAUGAUGACAAUGAGAAAAGGAAUUUUAGCUCUUCUGUCAGUAAAUUGUCAACUGAAGAAUCCCCUAGCAGAAUGGUGGAAGUUCGUACUUCAUGCGUUGUAUCUGAUUCUCUAACUGGACCUUCUGUGGGAAUUUUAGUGGUAGGUGCUGCCAAUGAUUCUCAAAACAAUGCAAUGAAUUGUGAGUCACCUUCUAGCCUCAGCAUAGUCCCAUGUGAAGCUUCGCCAAUUCUUAAAUCUCCAACUCCGUGUGUUUCUCCCAGAAUCAACAGCAGCAGGAAAAGUCUCCGUACUUCAUCAAUGUUAACUGCUUCCCAGAAAGAUUCUAAGAAUGAAACAAACUCAAACCAAGAGGAUGUAAAGGGAUCUUUGAAGAAGUCCAUGAAAAGCAGCUCUUCUAAUGCUCUAACUACUCGAGCAAGCAAAAGUUUUCUUGCACCAAUGGAGCAUUUAGCUGCUAGCCUCCAUCGAGGCCUAGAAAUUAUUGAUAGUCACCGCAAGAGUUCAGCAUUCAUGGGAUCGUCCUUCCGGUUUUCAUGUAGACCUGCAGAAUCUAAGAAAAUUUUGCUGGUCGAAAAAGUUGAUGCAGGUGUGCAAACUUUUCCUCAAGAUAAUGGCAUAACAGAAGAAGAUGGAGGAGCAUUUUUAUGUAAGAGUUGCAAGAGCAAGAAACAAUUGGAGGACAAAGAUGCUGAUGACAGCUCAAACUUGCAGUUAAUACAUAUCAAUGGCUCAGAGUCUGCUGAUAAAUCCAAAAACCAAGUUCCCAAAGCAGUGGAGAAGGUUUUGGCAGGAGCCAUCCGGAGAGAAAUGGCUCUAGAGGAGUUUUGUGCCAAACAAAAUUCUGAGAUAAUGCAGCUUAAGCGUUUGGUGCAACAGUACAAGCAUGAGAGGGAAUGCAAUGCCAUUAUAGGGCAAACAAGGGAGGAUAAAAUUCUUCGCCUUGAAAGCCUUAUGGAUGGUGUUUUACCCACAGAGGAGUUCAUGGAGGAAGAGCUAGCAUCACUUAUGCAUGAACAUAAGUUGUUGAAGGAGAAAUAUGAGAAUCAUCCUGAAGUUCUGAGGACAAAUAUUGAGCUAAAAAGAGUUCAAGAUGAGCUAGAACAUUAUCGGAAUUUCUGUGAUUUGGGUGAAAGGGAAGUGCUGUUGGAAGAAAUUCAGGACUUAAGAAACCAAUUGCAGUAUUAUAUUGACUCUUCAUCUGCAUCUGCUCUUAAAAGAAAUUCAGUAUUGCAGUUGACCUAUUCAAGUGAGCCUAGUGUGGCUCCAUCUCUUAGCACAAUUCCAGAGGCAGUUGAGGGGAGUGCUGAAGUGAAACUUGAACAGGAGAGAGUGCAAUGGACUGAGGCAGAGAGCAAGUGGAUUUCGCUUGCUGAAGAAUUGAGGGCAGAACUUGAUGCUACCCGGGUGGUAGCUGAAAAAAGGAGGCAGGAAUUAGAGAUGGAGACGAGAUGUGCAGAAGAGUGGAAGGAAGCAAUGCAAAUGGCCAUGGAGGGACAUGCACGCAUGCUUGAACAGUAUGCAGACCUUGAGGAAAAACAUAUCCAAUUACUUGCAAGGCACAGAAAGAUCCAGGAAGGGAUAGAUGAUGUCAAGAAAGCUGCUUCUAAAGCUGGAGUAAGGGGUGCCGAAUCCAAGUUUAUAAAUGCCCUUGCUGCGGAAAUUUCAGCAUUGAAAGUGGAAAGAGAAAAAGAGAGGCGAUAUCUUAGAGAUGAAAAUAAGGCACUUCAGGUUCAAUUGAGGGAUACUGCCGAGGCUGUACAAGCUGCUGGUGAAUUACUAGUAAGGCUGAAAGAAGCAGAAGAAGCUGUUGCUACAGCACAGAAGCGAGCAGCGGAUGCAGAACAAGAAACUGCAAAGGCAUGUCAACAGAUUGAUAAAUUAAAGAGAAAACAUGAGUACGAGAUAAACACUCUUAAUGAUCUCCUCGCAGAGUCUCGUCUACCCAAAGAAGCACUACAAUCUGUUCACAAUGAUGGUGAAAGAGCCAAGUACGAUACAGUUGAGCAUCUUAGUGAAGGUGAGCGAUGGAGAGAGGAAUUUGAGCCAUUUUGUAAUAAGGAUGACUAUGGUGAGUUAUCGAAACUUGCAGAACCCUCAUCAUGGUUUUCUGGGUAUGAUAGGUGCAACAUAUAGAGAGAUACUUAUCAUUACAGCGAUGUGUGCAUUACUAACAGUUCUGUGAGAUAGCUUGGAAGUCGUAGCUUUUUACAUUUUAUCUAGGUGAUAACAGUUCUUACCAUUUGUGAGAACCGAUAUGCCUAUAUGGUUCUCAAGAUGUAUUGUAUUCAAAUUGAGAUUAUUGCAGUUCAUAAGAGUUGAAUGAAUGAUAUUGUUUUAUUUAUAC
Molecule: messenger RNA, 4344 nt
Organism: Manihot esculenta (cassava)
Lineage: Eukaryota; Viridiplantae; Streptophyta; Magnoliopsida; Malpighiales; Euphorbiaceae
Product: kinesin-like protein KIN-12B
Exons: 16
Coding region: 171-4133 (1320 amino acids)
Biological process (GO): microtubule-based movement
Molecular function (GO): ATP binding; microtubule motor activity; microtubule binding
Source: RefSeq, a predicted model, not a curated record